Messenger RNA from Cynara cardunculus var. scolymus (artichoke), 1499 nucleotides. Its product is annotated as acetyl-CoA acetyltransferase, cytosolic 1. Lineage: Eukaryota; Viridiplantae; Streptophyta; Magnoliopsida; Asterales; Asteraceae. Gene Ontology annotation, molecular function: acetyl-CoA C-acetyltransferase activity. Gene Ontology annotation, biological process: fatty acid beta-oxidation. The transcript has 14 exons. The record is from RefSeq and is a predicted model, not a curated record. Bases 93 to 1319 code for a protein of 408 amino acids.
UCCCAGUAACAUCCCUCCUUCCUUCACAACGGCUCUCACUUGCAGUCUUUCAGAGCACUCUCAAAUCCUAAGAGAUCCGAUUACAUAUCAUCAUGGCUCCAGCUGCAGCAACAAAUGGUUCAGAUUCGAUAAAACCUAGAGAUGUCUGUAUUGUUGGUGUUGCACGCACACCACUCGGUGGGUUUCUUGGUUCCCUUUCAUCCUUACCAGCCACCAAACUUGGAUCCAUAGCAAUUGAAAGUGCUCUAAAGAGGGCAAAUGUUGAUCCAUCACUUGUACAAGAAGUAUAUUUCGGAAAUGUUCUUGGUGCAAAUUUGGGGCAGGGUCCUGCCAGGCAAGCAGCAUUAGGCGCAGGAAUUCCUAAUACAGUGGUCAGCACCUCUGUUAACAAAGUUUGUGCAUCAGGGAUGAAAGCAACCAUGUUGGCAGCACAGAGCAUCCAGUUGGGCAUAAAUGACAUAGUUGUGGCUGGUGGUAUGGAAAGCAUGUCUAAUGUCCCCAAAUACAUUUCCGAAGCAAGGAAAGGAUCUAAAUUUGGACACGACACUCUUGUUGAUGGAAUGCUGAAAGACGGGUUGUGGGAUGUUUUCAAUGAUUUUAAGAUGGGAAACUGUGCUGAAAUUUGCGCUGAUAUGCAUGGAUUUACAAGAGAGCAACAGGAUGACUAUGCUAUCCAAAGUUUUGAGCGUGGUAUUGCUGCCCGAGAUAGUGGUGCCUUUGCAUGGGAAAUCACGCCUGUUGAAGUUCCUGGCCCAAGAGGAAGACCAUCAACAAUUGUCGACAACGAUGACGAUUUGGGAAAGUUUGAUCCUGCUAAAUUGAGGAAGCUUCGACCAGCUUUCAAGGAGAAUGGUGGUAGUGUCACUGCUGGCAAUUCCUCUGGUAUCAAUGAUGGUGCUGCUGCACUUGUGUUGGUUAGUGGGGAGAAGGCCAUUGAGCUUGGGUUGCAUGUGAUUGCUAAGGUUGCAGGAUAUGCUGAUGCCGAACAGGCACCUGAGUUGUUUACAACUUCUCCAGCCCUUGCUAUACCCAAGGCUAUUUCAAGAGCUGGAUUGGAGGCUUCUCAAAUAGAUUUCUAUGAAAUUAAUGAAGCAUUUGCAGUUGUCGCUCUUGCAAACCAAAAACUGCUUGACUUGGACCCCGCAAAACUUAAUGUACAUGGUGGCGGUGUGUCACUGGGACAUCCUCUAGGUUGCAGUGGUGCCCGUAUAUUGGUCACGCUACUAGGGGUUUUGAAGCAGAAAGGCGGCAAAUAUGGAGCAGCAGGUGUGUGCAAUGGAGGAGGAGGUGCAUCAGCCUUUGUCGUAGAGCUUGUUUAAUCUUAAACGCUUGCUUAACCACACCAAAAUCUCAUGCUUGUGUUUUGUUUCUUUCUUUUGUUUUGGUUAUCAAUUUUUCUCCCUUUGUUUUGGUUAGCAAUAAAUUAAGUUAUUGUGUACUUAGAUAAAUAAGCAUAUGUUUUGCCAGUUGCUUAUCAAUCGUGCACUCCACUUUUGCUA